UAUAGCGAAAACUCCGCUCAUCGGCCGAUACAUGUAAGCUAUAAAAGCGACCACACAGCAUCAGAUAAGAUGGAUGUCUCUGUGUCUCAUUUCUGCCAUACACGACAGAUUACACUCUCACAAUGUCCACCAAGAAUAUUGUCCAUGCUGAGGCUGUCGCCCAGUAUACAGAGUCUCGCCUUGUCCCGGAUACCCCGGCGUUUGCACACGCCUAUACCAACAGCACAGCCCAUGGCAUACCAGAGAUUGCCCUCUCACCCGCCCAGGGAAAGUUCACCUCCAUCCUGGCGAGCAUAUCCGGGGCCAAAAACGUCCUCGAACUAGGUACUCUCGGAGGCUAUUCUGCGCUGUGGUUCGCGCAGGCCAUCAAGGGCAGAGGCGGCAAAGUUACCAGUAUUGAAAUCAACAAACAGCGUCGAGAUGUCGCCAUUGAAAACCUGGAGUACGCGGGAGUCAAAGUGCCCGAGGAGGUUGAGAUUCUUCUUGGUGCCGGACUUGAUGUGUUGCCACGUCUUGCAGAGGAGAUAGACCAGGGCAAGCGCGAAAGAUUUGACUUUACCUUCAUCGACGCCGAUUGGGAUAAUCAGGCUGCGUAUUUUGACUGGGGAGUCAAGCUGUCGAACGGAAAGGGCAGCGUGAUAUAUGUGGACAAUGUUGUUCGGCAAUUAUUGGAGAUUGGCGCCGUGGGCUCAGCAGAAAAGGACUCCACCGUGCAGGAUUUGGUCGAGAUAGUCGCCAAAGACGACAGAGUCGAAGCCACUGUCAUGCAGACUUGUGGGUCAAAGGAUAUGGAUGGAUUUCUUUUGGCGAGAACGAAAUGAUCGAAUGUCAUGCUUUGAGCAUCGUCCGAAGACGCCUUUAGAUAUUGAGCAUGAGUGGGAGACCACGAGCAGAAGGUUCUCCUUUCAUUGUGAUCUCCCGGCACAGAUGACACAAAUCAGCCA
This is a messenger RNA of Exophiala viscosa, 944 nucleotides long. RefSeq names its product O-methyltransferase-domain-containing protein. The record is from RefSeq and is a predicted model, not a curated record. The transcript has a single exon. Lineage: Eukaryota; Fungi; Ascomycota; Eurotiomycetes; Chaetothyriales; Herpotrichiellaceae. The coding region runs from base 123 to 821 and encodes 232 amino acids. Gene Ontology annotation, molecular function: S-adenosylmethionine-dependent methyltransferase activity; O-methyltransferase activity.